UUCACUUCAUUUCAAUUCAAAUAAAUUCUCUAUGGUCUCUCUUUUCGCUUCAAAACAAUCACCACCUCUUUCUCUAGCAUAUUCUUAAACCUCUUCAAAAUUUUCACUCAUCUUUAUCACCUUUUCUUCACUUUCAUAACCUUCACAUUUUUUCCUUCACAUCAAUCUUUGCAUAAUUCACGCCAUGUUUUGAGCUUAUCUUUUCAUUCGAGGUGAAAAGAUAAUGGUGGAGAUUUGAAAAGGACAAAGAGUUAUACUGAAAACACAACUCUGGCCAAAUUUGUAGAGAUAGCUAAACCAACCGGAACAGGCUUUGGUCAUCUGUUCUCCGGUUUUCGAUUUUGUUCAAACAGGUUUCUAUGUCUUUUUCUACCCCUUCCUACUGAUUAUGGUUAACAGUUGAUUCCGUGUAAUGGCUGUUGUGAAUGUGGUACAAGCAGCAAUUUGACUGAAAAGGAAUAGCUAAGAAGAUUGAAUUAUAGGAUUUAGUAUAGGAUUCAUAUUUAAGGAUGGAAAUACUAAGGUGCUUUUCUGUUUUGAAUGAAAGGAAGGUGAAAAAAAAGGUGGGGAAAGAAAAGUAUUCUAAAGAGAAUUUCGAUACUCUACUUGCCAAACUACAACACUCGGUAUCAUUCACGACAUGUAAUUCAGAGCCGACCACUUUUGAUCUUACUGUAACCAAUGGUUUUCAGAAAAAUUCGAGGAACAAUGUUAGGGUUAUGAGUCUUGAGAGUCCUGUGAAGGCUGAAGGAGGAGAAUCUUAUGAAGGUGGAGAUGAGAAUGAGAAUGAAAAUGAAAAUUCUCCCUCAAUUAAGAAGGAACUCUCACAUUUAUAUCCCAAACUUGAUGAACCUGUUGCAAGCAAAGAAAGGUAUGGUCCAACAGAUAACGAGCAAGCCACCAAUGAGUUUGAAGAUCAAAGCGAUAGGUACAGCCGAAAGAGCGCUGAUACAAACAAUAGUGGACAUGCGAGUGAUCCUGGUAUUGGAAAGACUGAUUUCUUGGGUUCACCAAAGCUCAAGAGAUCGUGCUCUAACCUUGAAAGCAGGGAUGUUCGUAUGCAGAUAAAUGAAUACUUGUCUCCUUUGCAGGCACAGUCUUUUGAAGACUUUCGAGAUUUAUCAAUAAACCCAAUGGUUAAUCUUAAGAGGUCUAGGUCCAUGACAAGUCACUGCAGUGCUGAUCGAGUAAUGUUGAAACGGCAUUCUUCAAGUCGAGUACUCCCGUCUGGAAGUAAAAAAUUGUGGUGGAAGUUGUUCUUGUGGAGCCAUAGGAACAUACAUAGAACAUUCUCUAGAAAAUCAAAACUUGUUCCUGCUACUAGUUCCUUAAGCAAUCAAAUAGGGUAUUAUUCAGACACCCUCGAACUAAAACAAAUGAAGACGCUGAGACAUGUGCAAUCGUCUGCGUCAUUUACUAUGCGCUCCCCUAAUAAAAGCAUCAAUGGUGAUGAUCAAAGGCAGAGCAGAUUUCAAAACCAAUGGUUUGCUUUUUCGACAGAGACAUCUUCUUAUGCGAGGGUCGAUGCAUGGGUCAAAGAUCUUGAAAUUCAGGAGCCAGUGCCGGAGGAUGAUCCUCUUGAUGACAUUGCCGGAAGCAUUUCCUUCCCACCUUCUCCUGAUGCCGGUAGAUCAAAGAUAAUAAGCACUUCUCAAUUGACUCAUUCAAAUUCCAAUCUUCCGAAGGAUAUUUUGUUAGCCAAUAGUAUGGUCCAGUCUCUAAAUCCAGCUUCAUCGGUUGCUCACAUAUCCGGUGUUGGUAUAAAAGCCAUCCCUGUGAUCUCACACUUUUCCAAUCUCCGCUCAGUCAAUCUGUCCAACAAUUUCAUAGUUACAAUCUCACCAGGAUGUCUACCAAAGAGUGUUCAAACACUUAAUUUGUCAAGAAACAAGAUUAGCACCAUUGAGGGCCUCAAAGAAUUGACUCGGCUGAGAGUACUUGACCUAAGUUACAACUGCAUAUCAAGAAUUGGACAAGGUUUGUCAAGUUGUACAAUUGUCAAAGAGCUAUAUCUUGCUGACAACAAGAUAAGUGAUGUUGAGGGGCUUCAUAGGUUGUUUAAGCUAACAGUUCUGGACUUGAGCUUCAACAAAAUCACGACAACAAAAGCAUUAGGCCAGCUAGUGGCUAACUACAACUCACUCCAGGCACUUAAUCUACUCGGAAAUGCUAUUCAGAGAAACAUCGGUGAUGAACAACUAAACAAAGCAGUAUCUGGUCUACUUCCAAAGCUGGUGUACCUGAAUAAACAACCCAUCAAGGCUAAAAGGGCGAUGCGGGAAAUAUUGACCGAUAGUGUUGCAAAAGCUGCACUUGGGAACAGCAAGAAGCGGAGCUAUGUAAAAAGAUCGGUAAGCCAAGGAGGUUCAAGUUCCAGCAGAGGUCAUAGAAGCAGUGCAAGUGUUGCACCGAAUAGCAGGAUCCGGAGAAGGAGGUGAAAUUCAGGUUAACAGUUGGUCGUUAAAGAAACAACUCAUUAAAAACUGUUUAUUUUGGUAUUUUACAAUGUUUCAUUUGUUUAUAAAUAAGAGGGUAGUUGCUCUUAAAGUAACAACUCAUUAGAAAACUAUUUAUUUUGGUAACUUACAAUGUUUAAUUUGUUUAUACAAUAAGAUGAAACUUUGCGUUAUGCGAUGAAUAAUGUCUCUUGGUUUGUUAAGUGUUGAACUGAUGAGUUAUUCAUUGUCUUCAACUUUUGUGUGUGAAACUUGAUAUGAUCAUCUGGGUUUCAUGA
This is a messenger RNA of Medicago truncatula (barrel medic), 2734 nucleotides long. RefSeq lists its product as uncharacterized. NCBI's taxonomy places the organism in Eukaryota, Viridiplantae, Streptophyta, Magnoliopsida, Fabales, Fabaceae. The coding region runs from base 510 to 2438 and encodes 642 amino acids. The record is from RefSeq and is a predicted model, not a curated record. The transcript has 5 exons. Gene Ontology annotation, cellular component: cytoplasm. Gene Ontology annotation, molecular function: protein binding.